Molecule: messenger RNA, 1710 nt
Organism: Myxocyprinus asiaticus (Chinese sucker)
Lineage: Eukaryota; Metazoa; Chordata; Actinopteri; Cypriniformes; Catostomidae
Product: C-X-C motif chemokine 14-like
Exons: 4
Coding region: 259-558 (99 amino acids)
Biological process (GO): cell chemotaxis; antimicrobial humoral immune response mediated by antimicrobial peptide
Cellular component (GO): extracellular region
Molecular function (GO): chemokine activity
Source: RefSeq, a predicted model, not a curated record
AGCGUGUUUAUAGAAGCUCACAGCAGCUCUCGAGAGCGUCUCCUCAGCUCGAGAACGGUGCGCGUGACGUGUCGCGGAGUGUAUUCAACCUGCCGAUUUCUCACGCUACUGCCAGAGACUGGAAGAAAAAGAAGAGAUUGUUUACAUUGUUUUACCAGGUUUUAUCACAUAAGACGGACACUGUUUGAAAACUAUUGGAUUUAAGGAUUACAAACAGAUCUGAGGCUGCUGCUGGAGGUUCUUAUCAAACUAUUGGGGAUGAAUCGCUGUACAGUCGCUUUACUCUUGCUGGUCAUCGUCGUUUAUUCACUGAACACAGAGGCCUAUAAGUGCAGAUGCACGAGAAAAGGCCCGAAGAUUCGAUAUAAAGAUGUGCAGAAGCUGGAGAUCAAGCCUAAACAUCCAUACUGCCAAGAAAAGAUGAUAUUUGUCACCAUGGAGAAUGUGUCCCGUUUCAAAGGUCAGGAGUAUUGCCUGCAUCCCAGACUCCAGAGCACUAAAAACCUUGUCAAGUGGUUCAAAAUCUGGAAGGACAAGCACAGGGUGUAUGAGGCCUAAAUGUUGUACGUUAUGCACAAGGCUGAAAACAAUGUGGGAUGCGCAACACUACUAGUGUACUGUGGAUGACCAGAGGACCAAUAUUUUUAGAGCAUGACAAGGCAUUUACCCAUACAAGCUUGUAAUAAAGCACAUCAGUCCAUUUUCUUAUUUAUAUUAAAGUGGAAUAAUUUAUAGUCCUACAAAAUGUUUAUUAUACAGUGUAAUCAUAAGCCAAAUGUGUCAGUUAUGGCAGCGAAUAUUCCCUGUGGAUCAGUGCCAUCUGUAAGACGUGAUCAUUACAUUUUUGUGUAAUGUUUUCUAAAGUAUCAGUUCUUGGUCUGAUAAAUUGUGUUGUCGCAUAUAAAAGGGGUCAUUUGGAACUUAGGGUUCUCACAGCACACACACAAAAAAAAUGUAGUUGAUGUGUAAAUAAUAUCUCCAGAGAAAUGUGUGCUAUCAUUCCAACAUUCAACUGGUAAAAGGAGGCAACGUGUUUUUCUUCACAGUCAUUUUGGUUUUCAAAAGGUGUUCACAUAGGCUUUUGACCAUGCCCAAAUGUGUCAGAGGAUUUUUUUUUUUACUUGUCCAGUUAUUACCCUGGAUUUUGGUAAUGCAAUAUGGUGAAGUGAACAAGUGCAGCAUAAAAUAAAAUAAACCAUUAAAAUGCAUACCUUUACUUAAUUUACACAUAUACUUUACUCCGCUGUGGAAAUGUACUGGCAAACUACAAGCACAUGAACUUUGGAGCUUACAGUGGAUCAUGUUUAACAAGAGGUUUUUUAUUUAAUACUCACCCUUCUAUAAGCACAUUAUGAACUACAUGUGUCUCCUCUAUGAGUUGUGGAGUUUCUUAAGCUAUUAUUUUAAUUUGUUUGGUAUGACUAUUUUUAUUUUUUAAAUGGAAUGUUUCUUGUCGCUUCUUGUACAUCAAAUUGUAUGUAUAAGCACAGAAAAUAGGUUCUUGUGUAAAGACCACCUUGCCUAGUCUAGCUUGUUCAGAAUUUAUUAGUGGAGCCUAUGUAUUGUAUCACAGAAUUGUUGGUUUACUAUUUAAGUAAUAAAUCAUAGAAAUGUUUGGGUCUUUGGACUGACCCACCAAACACAACUUUUUAAAGGAGUGUAAUCUUAAAGCACAGCAAUAAACAUUUAAGUAAAUCAAAGGGUGUCUGU